Prunus armeniaca (apricot) is the source of this 210-nucleotide messenger RNA. NCBI's taxonomy places the organism in Eukaryota, Viridiplantae, Streptophyta, Magnoliopsida, Rosales, Rosaceae. The record is from the annotation of a GenBank genome assembly.
AUGGGCUUAAAGGGUACACCAAAAGUUUUGAAUAUACGAGCCGAGGGCCCUUUCAUUGAUAAAUUGCCGAAGGCAAAGAUACAUCUGGAGUGCGUUUUACAAUUAAAAACCUGCCGUAGGCUAGGGGACGCUAUACUGCCGAAGGCUGUGAAUAUAAAAAAUGCCGAGGACUUUCGGGACUCUCUUGUAACCCUGCCGCAGGCUAAGUGA